This is a messenger RNA of Nothobranchius furzeri (turquoise killifish), 2034 nucleotides long. Lineage: Eukaryota; Metazoa; Chordata; Actinopteri; Cyprinodontiformes; Nothobranchiidae. The record is from RefSeq and is a predicted model, not a curated record.
AUGGAAAUGCCUGACCUUGCAAAAGUGAAUGAAUGUGAACUCUUCAUGAGGACAUGGAAACAGCUGAAGAUGCACCUUUUUGGCGAAGUUCCUUCAUUAUUUAAGGAAGCCGUUCCUUCAGCUGCCUCAACACGCAGGUCCAGCCUUGGAAAACGUGCUGUUUGCUUGCUACAGCGUUGCUGUCCCAGAUGUGACGUAACCCGCCAAUUGCAGUAUUUGCAGUUUUUAAAGAGCACAAAACAAAUCUGGGCUUUUUUUUUUUUUUUAUCAAAGGACCCCGACUCCAACAUGACAUUUCAGCAGAUCUGGUGGGUUUGGCUGUUCGUCACCACCCUUCCUCUCCUCCUGUUGCCCAUUCCCACGUUAACCGAGGUUGUCAAGUCGGUGUCCGAAUGCGACCAGUUUCUUCUUGGCCAGACUCCUCCACAUGUACCAGGCAUCCUUGAGGGCGGGAGGAUUCUUGACCAGAACCGAUACAAACUCAUCUGCCAGACUUACAACAACAAGCCAAGAUUUGUCACACUCUACGAUGUCAGAAAUAAGAUCCCGGUGUUUUCUGCCUACAAGUAUGUUGGAGAAAAAGACAGGAAGAGACCAAAGUCCAAAUGGAAAAUAGAGCCACAGCUUGAGAACGAAAAUCUCGGAAAGAACAUGAUGACCAAAGAGAAGAACCAGAUCUACAUGCAACAGGGUGUUGACACAGAUUACAGAUCCAAUGGAACAGUCGACCGGGGUCACAUAUUUCCAAGCUCUUACGGAUCAACCACAGAAGAUAAAAAGUCUACUUUCACCCUGACCAACGUUGUUCCACAGGCAGAGUCAUUCAAUAAAGGAAGCUGGAACAGAAUGGAAAGAUGCACCAAAUGUGUUAUGGAAAAGUACUGCACCAACAGCAGCGGUGCUCCCGAAGGCUUCGGACUGACUGGAUCACAACCCAGUUUUAACAACACCCUGAACAACAGGAUCAACAUUCCCUCCACUCUGUGGUCAGCAUUCUGCUGCUACAGCACCAUCACCAGGACGUGGAUAGCAAGCGCACACUGGGGGGACAACAUUCCAGAUGGGUCUAGGAACAAACACUUAGAGACCAAGACUCUGGCAGAACUCCAGAACAGACUUUGGGCUGCAGACUCCGAGUUUCAAGUAUUUCCUGGAGCAAAGUGUCCUCUCAGCACAACCGUCACCAAGUUUUACCCAGAUAUCCCAAACUGUGACUGCCCCCUUUUCAUUCCACCAACCCCUACUGUUUCAUUUUCAGGAUGUAGCUCAGUCACAUCUAUAUCUACUUUUAUUGUUCUCUGUACUCCAUUGUUCAUAUAUUUAUAUUAUUGCAUGUUUAUUUAAUCCAAAGCACCUGGAGGUGUUUGUGUCAUCUUCAUUGUUCCCAGAGUUGGGGUCGGAACUCCUCUGCUGCUCAAGUCAGAGUUAAAGCUUCUAGUGGUCAUUUGUAGACCAGUAACUGUUUGGGAAUAACUGCUGGUGACACUUGUGACCAAUGUUGAGCAUCUUACCUUUACAAAGUUAUUAGAUGCAAAUGUUCCCCAAAAUAAGAGUUAGUAACUCCGUUGCCACAUUGUAAAAGUAAUUAGUUACUUAUAAGUAAUGUUCACGCUCUACAUGUUCUAUGUCAAAGAUGUUUUAACUGGAUGAUUCUUCAUAUGUAGAAUGGACAUUUCAGGAAUCUGAAAUAUCCAUUCAGCAAGAAUGUUCAUUAAACCUUUCUAAGAAGGGUCACUUUAUUAACAUUGCUCAGUGCAUUAUUAAGCAUUAAUAAGCUACUAAAUAAAGUAUUAACUGCUUUCUGUUUCAUGACAUUUGCUUUGACGAACUGGUUCAAACGUAAUGAUAAUGACCCGUACUUGUAUAGCACCUGUCAGAGUCAGAGGACUCCAAAGCGCUUUACACUACAGUGUAUCAUUCACUAAUUCACACACUGGUGGUGAUGAGCUACAUGCAACAGCUGCAUGGGGCGCACUGAGCACCGAGCACACCAGUUAAGUAAGGUGGGUGGGAGACAAAAAAAAUUAGAUAACA